GGUGUGUUGUGUUGUGAUUUGUCAAAUUGGAAUAGAUAGUGUACGGAUUGUGUUUUGGCAGUGUUGGAGGUCAGUGGAUGGCUGGGUGAAGGUGAGUUGAAGGUGAGCGAAAGCAGAGUUGCUCAGACUCGCUCAGAAUUCAACUCUGAAACGAACAGCUGGCAUUCACUACAGUCUCUCUCUCUGUCCCUUGUUUCUGUGUGAGAUUGUAUCGUGCUCCACCUGCUUCGGAGCUGCAUUAAGAAGGGCUCAGUCUGAAACUUGGUGUCAAAGUGUCAAGUCCACAUGCUGCUGGCAAGGCGAAGGUCGCUGCUCUUCGAUCUGGCGGCUCCACUUUGCAGUGUGACUGGCAUCCAUCUGCGCACAGCGGCGACGCGUGCACCGAUCAGGACGACGACGACGGCGACGACCAGCAAAUCGACAUCGUCAUCACUCUCAGUAGGACCAAGAUCAAGAGGAUCACCCACUGCAUCGCGACCGACGCUCAGCGCUCAUGCAGAUCAGGACGCAAGAUUGCCACUACAGCACUACGCAGCCGGAUUCGCAACGUCCAUGAUGAUGAUGAUGAGGACGCCGUGGCAUCGACUCUACUCCACUGAGGCAAACGCACCGCUACCGUUCCAGGCACCGAGACUGAUCGACUCGACGCAGUUUCACGAGUAUCUGAGCACAUCUCCUGCAUUCGACACGUCUCUACCAGCGAGUGCGACCGAGAAGGAUGCAGACCAAGAAGCAGCAGAGCAAACUGCACAGCGCCGCUGGCUGGAGACCAAGACCCGCGCUGAAACAGAUGCUGCCCUGCUCAACUUUAAGCAGUCAGCGACAUACACAAAGGGCGUGAGCCAGCUUCGUCUGGAUUCACGCGAUUUGGAGCAAAUACCGCGAUCACACCCGACGUGGCCCGCUGGUGCACCUCCGCCUCGCGUUGCAGUCGGCGUCUCGGGCGGAGUUGACUCGACAGUCGCCGCCUAUCUACUGAAACGGCAAGGACUUGAUGUCAUUGGGGUUUAUAUGAAAAACUGGGACGAGUUGGACGAGACUGGGCACUGCACUGGCGAGCAAGACAUGCGCGACGCGGCGCUCAGCUGUGCAGCGCUGGGCAUCCCCUUCCGCACGGUCAACUUUGUCAAGGAGUACUGGAACGACGUCUUUACAGUGUUUCUGCAAGAGUAUCAGCGUGGACGCACGCCAAAUCCGGAUAUUCUGUGCAAUCGCGAAAUCAAGUUUAAGGCGUUGCUCAAUGUCGUCCAAACUUCGUUCGGUGCUCAGUUUCUCGCCACUGGACACUAUGCCGGUGUCAAUCGGUCUGCAUUUGCAAGCGGACUGUCUCCUCAUCCCCAGCUCAUUGAGGCGCACGACAAGGCCAAAGAUCAGACGUACUUUUUGGCUGCCAUCUCGAGUGAGGCGCUGUCUCGCACCCUCUUUCCACUCUACGGGUUGGAAAAGCAUCAAGUUAAGCGGAUUGCACACGAGAUUGGACUCAUCGAGCUUUCUACUAAGAAGGAAAGCGUCGGCAUUUGCUUUGUGGGCAAACGCCGCUUUGACCGUUUCAUCUCCAACUACAUUGCACCACAACCAGGAUACAUUGAAUUGACCGAUGGAACCAUUGUUGGCCAGCAUCAGGGGCACUUUUUGUACACGGUCGGUCAGCAUCGUGGGCUUCCCGGUGGAGCCGAUCAGUUUUGCGUAGUGGCCAAGGACAGCGCUCGCAAUGCCGUCAUUGUGACCAAAGCGAGCGCUAUAUCUCGAGCAUACAAGAUCUUUGGCGACACUGUCAACAAGUCGGGCACGACAGCGGUUCCAGCCAAGCUGGUGGAUGCAAGCAAUCUCGCGGAACCAGACCCGUCCUGCAUGUACUCGCGGUCUAUCGUGGUCAGUGCACCCAGUUGGAUAGCAGGAGUACCACCACUGGAGCUUCAAGGCGGACAAGGCCAACAAUUACGUUGUGGUGCGCGAUUCCGGCAUCGAGCGCCGAUUGUGCCUUGCACCGUGACAUUGCAAUCCGACGAGUCGGGCCAGGCGAGUCCAGUCAAGCUUCACAUUCAGCUCGAUCGGCCAUUCGCUGCAGUUGCUCCCGGCCAGUUUGCUGCGCUAUACCUGGACGGAGUCUGUCUCGGCGGCGGUGACAUUGUCGAAACCGAUGUUUUGCAAAUGCUGAUGGCACAGCAGGCCGAGCGCGAGCUGCACCCCAAACGCGAGAUUGGAUCUGGCAAACGGCGGUUCCCUUAGAGCAGAGAGAUGUUUGGCUCUCUCUCUUCCAACAACCUUGGCAGACGUUUGAGCUUUUCUUGUACUUGUAGGCUUGUAGGAUAAAUAGGUUU
Molecule: messenger RNA, 2321 nt
Organism: Capsaspora owczarzaki ATCC 30864
Lineage: Eukaryota; Filasterea; Ministeriida; Capsasporidae
Product: tRNA methyl transferase
Exons: 2
Coding region: 286-2229 (647 amino acids)
Biological process (GO): tRNA wobble position uridine thiolation
Cellular component (GO): mitochondrion
Molecular function (GO): sulfurtransferase activity
Source: RefSeq, a predicted model, not a curated record